UCAUGCUGCAAAAGCUCUGUCUGGCAGCAAAAGGACUAAGACAACAGCAACAGAGAAUCUAAGGACGAGGAGGAUACUUACCAGGAAGGAUUAAUACAUUUGUCGUUCUGGAGUACAUGCGCCUUUUCUCUGAUGAUUUUGGCGCAACUGCUGGGAUCGAAUCGGUACUUUUUUAAUAUUUGGGAGGACAAAGUGGGCGAAUGUUUUUAUUCUCCUGUCACUGUUAUUCAUCUCUUCAGCCGCACUGAUUUACUUGCACUGACCGGUUUUCUGCUGAAAACCGUGUCGGGUGUCUUCCCCCUCCUCCUCCUCCCGCCUUUCCUCGCUGCCCGGUCACUCCUUUUGUACCCUCCUUUUUUCUUUGGCUCCAAAGAUGCCUAGCUCACUGUUCGCCGACUGCAGCGUGCAGGGAGAUGCACUGGACGACCAGAGAGCCCUGCAGAUCGCCCUGGACCAGCUCUCUCUGCUUGGGUUGGGCAACGACGACAACCCGUUGUACGACGACAGCAAGGAGCCUCGGACAAAGAGUGUCAACAUGACUGAGUGCGUUCCUGUGCCCAGCUCUGAGCAUGUGGCCGAGAUUGUAGGCAGACAAGGUUGCAAGAUUAAAGCACUGCGAGCAAAGACCAACACCUAUAUCAAGACUCCGGUCCGAGGUGAGGAGCCAAUUUUUGUCGUGACGGGCAGAAGGGAGGAUGUGGCGAUGGCCAGGAGGGAGAUCAUCUCAGCGGCAGAACAUUUCUCCAUGAUUCGAGCUUCCAGAAACAAGAACACCAGCAUAAAUGGCAGCGGUGCUCCAGUUCCAGGGCCUCCUAACCUACCUGGACAAACUACCAUCCAAGUGCGAGUACCUUACCGCGUAGUGGGUCUUGUUGUAGGCCCCAAGGGCACUACAAUUAAACGCAUCCAGCAACAGACCCACACUUACAUUGUGACUCCCAGUCGGGACAAGGAACCAGUUUUUGAGGUGACAGGGAUGCCAGAAAAUGUGGACCGAGCCCGUGAGGAGAUUGAAGCUCAUAUCGCAAUGAGAACAGGGGGUCUUAUUGAGGUGCAGGAUGAAAACGACUUCCAUGCCAACGGAACAGAUGUGGGUUUUGAUCUCAAUGGGCACCCCGCUGUGUGGUCAAAGCACAGCGUUGGGAUGACACCCACGUCUGUGCGCAAGCCCUUCUCCAAGUACCGCAAUAACUCGUCCUCCUCCCUAGGAAGCGCCUCCACUGACUCGUACUUUGGUACUAAUUCCCGCAUGCCAGACUACAGCCCCCCUAGCCCUGCACUUAGUUACACAACCAAUAACAUGAAUAGCAACAAUGACAACAAUAUCAGCGUCAACACAAAUGGCAAUGGCUUCGUUUUUGGAAAUGAGUCAAUUUCCCCUGACUGCACUGAUCCGACUUUCGAUUCCCCACCAGGGCUUGACCUCCCGCCGUCCCAACCAGCCAUUUUUUGGUCCCAGUGCGAAAAUCGAAUUAACCCCACUUUUACUGGAGGCAGCUCUCCCAUCUCCACGCCAGAUAUGUUUCCCGCCAAUUCCAAUGGCACAGUGCUGAAUCAGAGAAGAAUGAACAGAAACACGUCCCAGUCGAGAAUGUCACCGCCCCUCCACACUGGUACCAUCGAGCACCAGUUUGCACGAAGGCUCUGCACUGACCCGAGUGAAGACUUGCGCAGUUUCCCCGGUUAUGUCCACACAGUUGCCUCCCUGACAAACUCUCACCUUCCUUGCGUUCCAUGCGAUUCUUCUGCCUGCUCCUCUUCCUCCUCCUCCUCCUCCUCAUCCACCAGCCGUAAAGGAAGCCGCGACUGUUCAGUGUGCUUUGAAAGCGAGGUCAUUGCAGCACUGGUCCCCUGUGGGCACAACCUCUUUUGUAUGGACUGUGCCAAUCGUAUCUGUGAGCGAAGCGAGCCUAAAUGCCCCGUCUGCCACACCGGCGUUACUCAGGCCAUACGUAUCUUUUCCUAAGAAUGACUCACUCUUCAUAUUGCUUUGACAGAAUCGAUAAUCGUCCUCAGUUUGGAACGUGUACAAAGGAUUACAUAGGAGCUGUAUGUUUGAGGCUGUCAUGUGAAAAGGAACAGAAACACUUCCUUCUGGGUUUGUUGGCUUGAGCAAAAGAUUGUACUGUAGCUUGGGGAAAUAUUUUCAGCAUCGAGAUGCAUGUGUUAGUAUGAAAAAAUAGUUAUCAAUAGCCCUUGUCAGUUGCAACUAAUAUUUAUGUGACCGGAGACAUUGGAUGCAGGUGUGUGGAGCCCACUUAAGGCUGGCUGCAGGCUGUGCCAUCGAGUUUGCUCAAAGGAAUGUAAUAAAGACGCCUGCCACGAGCUGCGGAACUAAACAGGAACGAAAUGAACAUUAAAUUAACAAUAAAUACAUACCAAGACACUUCAGUUCCUGUUUGCAGAGAUAUCCGAUAGAAUGCAUUUUCUUGAACUCUUAAAUGACAAGGAUUUUUUUUCUCCUUUUUUGACUUGAACAAGCAUAUUUCUUACUGCAAAGAUGUUUACAAAUAUUGUGAGUUUCGUGAAGCUCGGUUGAAAUUUUGUUUAUUUUUUAGUAGGGCCUAAUGGCAUCGAUCACUGUACACAUUAUUUUAAUACCAUACUCGUGUGCGGGUGAGAACCAAACGCACAAAAUAUGUUUUGCAUUUUGUAGUGUUCCGAUGAGAUGAAGUUUCAAUAGGUUCAGCAACACUUUAAAUCUGCUUCACUUUGCAUAUUUUUUGUUUGGUAAUAUAAAGCAUAUUUUAUUGUACAUGUUUAUGAAACAUUGAAAUGUGCAAAUCUUAGCGAGGUGAAGACAAAGAUACAUUUAAUGCUUUCUUAAAUUUGUAUGUAUUGGAUUUUGGUGGGAAUUACAGGAUUCUGUUGCACCACUAUAGUUUUCGUAUUUCUAUUUUGAUACAUUAUUUACCACUUGUUUAUGUAUUUGUAGUUGUUAGUAUAAAUGCACUUAAUUUUAAGAACAAAUAUAUUUUAUUUUAUGAUAAAGGACCUGGAACCUCACGGUCAAACGCUACUUUUAUAUUUCUUGAGACAAGAUUUGAAAAAAUAUCAAGAGUUUUUAUUUUUCUGAAAUGUUAUAUGUGAAAUGUUAUACAUGAUAAGUAAUGGUGCUACUUCAUUUUAUUUUAUUUUUUAAGUAUUUCUAUACAAACCAAA
Messenger RNA from Hippocampus comes (tiger tail seahorse), 3162 nucleotides. RefSeq names its product mex-3 RNA binding family member B (gene mex3b). The transcript is spliced from 2 exons. Bases 374 to 1966 code for a protein of 530 amino acids. The record is from RefSeq and is a predicted model, not a curated record. NCBI's taxonomy places the organism in Eukaryota, Metazoa, Chordata, Actinopteri, Syngnathiformes, Syngnathidae. Gene Ontology annotation, molecular function: RNA binding.